Molecule: messenger RNA, 2175 nt
Organism: Anopheles coustani
Lineage: Eukaryota; Metazoa; Arthropoda; Insecta; Diptera; Culicidae
Product: RNA-binding protein 28-like
Exons: 1
Coding region: 83-2098 (671 amino acids)
Molecular function (GO): RNA binding
Source: RefSeq, a predicted model, not a curated record
UUUUUGUUGCGGGUCGUCGUAUCACGCUGUUCGCCAAAAAUAAGUAAUUUAUCCAUAUCUCAGACAAUUUACUUAAGAAAAAAUGUCUCCCAUUAAAAAUACAAGCAAGUGUGACGAGAAACAAGUGAAAGGAAAUUCGACAAACCUUGACGAAGACGAAGAUAAAGCGGAGGUGCAGGCAGAUAUCAACCGGCAGACGAAUGCCUCCGACAAACUCAGCCGCUCUGAAAUUCGCAAAAGGAGCAAGAUAUUCUUUCAUCGUCAGCAUCGUGUCAUUAUACGGAAUCUUUCGUAUCGAAUCACCGAGUCGAAGCUGCGAAAGGAAUUUGAGCGUUUUGGAACAUUGGAGGAAGUUAAUAUUCUAAAGCGCCCGGAUGGAAAAUUGGUAGGAUGCGCGUUUCUUCAAUAUUCGACAAAGGAAGAAUCAGAUCGAGCUAUCCAGGAGAUGGAUAGUGAAAUAUUCAUGGGACGGAAAAUAGAAGUGUGCUACGCAGUUGAUAAGUCGGAUUAUAAGAAGGUUAAAAACCGAAAGGAAGUCAAAACAGAGGAGAUAAAACAGGAUCCCGAAGAAGUUAUCGACGACGAUGCUGAGGUAAAAACUGAAUCUACCGACGAUGAAGAUGAUGAAGACGAUGAUGCAAAUGAGGAAGAGGAGGAGGAGGAGGACGACGACGAAGACGACGGAGACGACGACGAUGAUGAUGAUGAUGAGGAGGAGGAACAGAGCGAUGAUGAUAUGGAUGAGGAAGAGCAGAAGCCAGUUGUUGAUGAAAAACCGAAAAUUAAACGAAAGGACAAUCAUUCGGAAGUUGAAGAAGGACGUACCGUGUUCGUCAAAAACAUACCUUACGAGGUUGAAGCGGCCGAAUUGAAAGAAGUCAUGGAACAGUUCGGUACGGUCCAACAGGUGCUGAUAAACAAGGAUCGUAUUUCAGGACACUCGAAGGGGACGGCGUUUGUAAUUUUCAAACUGAAGGAUUCCGCCCAGAUGAGCUGCCGUCAAAAUUUGAAGCUUCAAAUCCAUGAUCAAUUUCUGGAAAUUCUUGAGGCUCUGCGGAAGAAAGAUAUAACUGACCGUACGAACGCAAAGGCGGAGAAGAGAUCAAAAGAUUCACGUAAUUUGUACCUGCUCAAAGAGGGCAUUAUAAUGGCUGGUUCACCCGCUGCUAAGGAUGUUUCCAAAACCGAUAUGGCACAGCGUUUGCGCUUGGAGCAACGAAACAACGAAAUGUUGAAAAGCUUCAAUCGUUUUGUAGCGAAAGACCGUCUUACGGUGCAUAAUAUUCCGCCCCAUUUUUCGAACGAUGAUUUGCGCAAGAUUGUUAUUCAACACACCUCCUAUAAGCCGAUAGAGUGCCGUGUAAUGCGUGAUUCUCGCCCAUCGUUUGGCAACCCGUUGGGCGCUUCCCGUGGAUAUGGGUUCCUUUCGUUUAAGCAACAUGAAACUGCUCUAGAAGUGUUGCGUAAACUGAAUAACAAUCCUAGCGUGUUCGGUAAAAACAAUCGACCGAUCGUCGCUUUCAGUAUAGAAGAUUUAAAAGUUCAUAAAAUUAAGCAACAGCGGUUGGAAAAAUCCCGUUUAAAGAACCCAACCUACCAAAAGAAAAUGGAAGAGAUUAAACAGAAGAAACAACAAAAGGUUGUUAGUAAGAAAGCAGCAAAUCGACUAGAGCUUCAAAAGCUUGCCGUUGCGCCCAGCGUUGUUUUACAAAAGUUGAAUUCGAAAGGAGCCAAUUUAGUUGACACGUCCGGUAUAAAGAAAAAAGAACGUAAACGGGAUAUCGAGAUAACGCCAUUUACCGGAGAAAUUGCAAAGAAAGGCCGAACGAGUAUCAGGUCGAAUCGCAAAAUUCAUCAUCAAGCCAAUUCCCACAUGGAACGCAUUAAGGCAGAGCGCAAGGAGCAAAGAAAGAAAAAAGUAAAACAGGAACACGCACAAAACCGAUUGCAAAAAAGUAAACCACCACAAAAGAAACCGAAGUUGGAUCAGGAACUUCAUAAAGAAGAUUCCUACUUCAAACAAACCGUUGGCAAAUAUAAGGAUAUGAUUAGUAAUAUAACAAAACAAUCAACUAGAGGCAAAUGGUAUACCGGGUAAAUCCUGUCCUGGUUCAUGUUAUGGUACAGAAUAAAUAGGAAAUAAAAUCACUUUUACAGAAUAAUGGAGUUUAUUAU